CACUGCCCUGAGAAGCGCGGCUUUGUGACGUGCGUGCGCAUGCGGAACUGAUGUUUUUUAAAAAAAACGCGUUGUGCAAAAAAGUGGUUUGGGGUUCCGAUAUAAAACUAAAUUUAGCGCUCAUUUUUAAUGACGACAGUAACGGCCGUCAAUUUCAGCAUGAUGCUCAUGCUGCAAACCCUGACGGUGUCUUUGUGGUCUUCUGAGUUGUGAGCGUUGAUAGUGGCGCUUUUCGCCACCACUAGAGUAAAGUCUGAUGUUGUAGUGGUACCGGACGUUGUUUACAGAUAUUGUUAUUUAAUCGUUUUUCUCUUUCUGGUGGAAAUAACCUACUCGAGUGAAGUGAGCUCUUUCAUUCUGACAAGAGGCGGUUGUAUUAUACGUGCUGCAGCCUCGGCCUACGAAGCCUGGGGGUUUCCUGCAAGGCAAUGUCCGGGACAGAAGUUGACACCGACGAAGUGCAAGAGCAGAUGACUGACGGAAUGGCAACUGCUAACUGCUUAAGCAGUUCACAGAUAAAUGGGACAGAUAAUGAAAAGCUCGUUAAACCAAAAACAAAACUGCACGCUUUGCUACAGCAUGCUGGAGCCGAUAAAGAUAUUUUCACAAUGAAGGAGAUCAUGUUUUACCUCGGGCAGUAUAUAAUGGAUAAGCAGCUUUAUGACAAGAAGCAGCAACACAUAGUCCAUUGUACAAAUGACCUUCUGGGGGACGUUCUGGGAGUGAACAGCUUCUCAGUUAAAGAGCCUCGGAAUCUCUACGCUUUGAUUUCCAAGAACCUGAUUGCAGUCAAAAAUGAAGAUUCACAGACUGCAUUCACGGAACUCAGAAGUCAAAGCGAACCUGACAGAGGACCUCAGGAAUUUGAUUCAGAAAUCACAAAAGGAGAAAGUAACAGAGCGUCAGCCGAUGCUUCCUGUUCAUAUACCGCUGGACGAAGAAGGCGGAGAAGUAGUGACCCUGAAACAUCCACUGAUGAAGAGCUGUGUGACCGACGGAAAAGACACAAGUCUGACAGCAUCUCUCUCACAUUUGAUGAAAGCUUGUCCUGGUGCAUCAUUGGAGGUUUGCGAAGAGAUAGUGUAAGCAGUGAAUCAUCAGAUUCUCGAGAUAAUGCUGACUUAAACACUUCUACAGGUGAAGACUCUGAAAGUUCAUUCAGUCACGAUUCUGAUUCAGACAACUUCAGUGUGGAGUUUGAGGUGGAAUCGAUAUACUCUGAUACCUACAGCCUCAAUGAUGAGACUUCAGAGCUGACGGAUGCAGAUGAUGAGGUUUAUGAAGUCACCAUUUUUGAAGCUGAUAAUGGCGAUGACUCCUUUGACGAGGACACCGAAAUAUCUGAAGCAGAUUACUGGAAGUGCGCGCGCUGUGAUGAGCUGAACCCUCCUCUCCCACGCCACUGCAACAGGUGUUGGGGUAUCCGUCAAGACUGGUUCCCAGAGUCCGACGCUGAUCCCAAGUCCUGGGAAUCCAAAUCUUCUGCUAACGCAGCGGAGGACAAGUGCUCUCGGGAGGAGGGCGUGGAUGUCCCCGAUGGUAAGAGGUCCUGCUCCGAGCCUCCCUGCGACCCUAAGCAGGACUCUUGCAAAGAGGCCUUGGUGAUGAAGAGCUGCGUGACGUCCAUGUGCGAAUCCCAGGAAACCCUGUGCUCCCAGCCCUCCACCUCGAGCAGCGGCACUGCGCUCAGCCAGGAGGAGGUUCCUGAGCUGGAGCGUCAGAGCAGCCUGGAUUCGUGCCUCCCCCAGAGCUGCGUGGACCCCUGCGUCAUCUGCCAGAGCAGACCCAAGAACGGCUGCAUCGUCCACGGCCGGACGGGCCAUCUCAUGGCCUGCUACACCUGCGCCAAGAAACUGAAGAAGCGCAACAAGCAGUGUCCGGUGUGCAGGCAGCCCAUCCAGUCGGUGGUCUUGACGUACUUCAGCUAAAAGGAUGCCACAGUCCCCUGAAGUCAAAGUUAGAGCUCAGCAGUUUUAAAAUACAGUAGGUGCUACUUGCUAAUGACCACUCAGGUUAUCAAUGAGACAAAGAAUCCCCCUCCCUUCAGAUGUUGAAGAAACGUCGACAACGUUGAAGGAACAUGGAAUAGAAGUCUACAUUUUUAUGUUGGUGUAAAAUUCCAGUUAUGACUUCCAAAACUAGUAUGGAAUAGAAACGAGUACUUAAAGAACUUGCGUUAUUUUCUGAAGCACAGAGUUAAGUCUUCUGUGGGGCCGUUUUGUGUGAGAGUUCAUUGUCCACGUCAUUGUUCACUUUCCUAGUCUGGGUUACUAAGAGGCGAAAACUGUUUUCUGAAAUCACAAUACAAAGCAUGUGCAGCGAAAAUGCCUUAAGGUUUUGUAGUCAGGCAUCUGUCUGUGCACUUGAGCCUUAAAGCAAAUUUGACUGAUUAUAUUCUGUUAAAUGAAUUUGUGUAAAAUUGGAGUUCAUAGAUUGUUUGUUGUAAAAUUUUGCAAAUAGCCUGGUUCAGAAUUGCUAAUAAGUGGCAUCUACUGUCCGACUGCAUUUCUGAUCUUUUCAACUAAGAUCUGGAUAUUACAGAUUAGCCUUAAUAUUGUAAUAAACCUUUUAAUUUGUAAAGGCAAAUUUAAAUGAAAUUUCAUGUUACUCUAAUUCAUCUAAGAUUCAAGCUGGUUGUCAGUUUGCUACAGAUAAGUGUUUAUGACUCUCCCCAACAGAUUGCAAAAAUUACGGAAGGUAUUUGCUUUUUAAUUUCCAUCAGAGUCAAGAUAAGUAAACUUGGGUAUUUAAGUUGCCCCACGGCCAAAUUUAUCAAUGUUUUCUACAGCAAAAGAACACUAACAGUUGUUGAAGAAAAGCAAUUCCAAACAAAAUUAAGCACCUUUUACUGUGUGGUGGUGGUGUUUGUGGACUUGUUUGCUUGCUGUCCUUCAGACAGAAGUUGUAGUUGAUUAGAGAGCAAUAUGCAGUCUCGCAUAAUCAAAAGGCUGAGCCUAUGGGUUUGGAUUUCUCAUUGCUCCACGAUAUUUUGCUGCUGGCACUACUAGAUGGCCCCUAAGAGGGAAAUUCAUUGCUGUCAAGAUUUUUUUAACUUAGAAAUCUAUAUAUUGUUUAUAACUAGUAUACAGAUUUACCUUUAUCUUGUGUAAAAAGUUGUGUAAGUUUACAAUAUCUACUCAGGAAGAAAAGCGCACAAUUAGUGAAGAGGGGCAACACCAUGGAGGAGCAUGUUCCUGCUAGUUUUCAGAAUGGACCCCCAAGAAAUGUCUUGACUGAAAUACAUAUAAGAAAACAGCAUGAAAAUCCUAGUGGCCCAAGAAGGCCACUUACGUUUGUUCUCAGAUUAACUCUGCACUUUAUAAAAUGUAUGCUUUUUUCACACAUGGUGUGAAAACUAAGCAAAUUGUGCCUUUGAAGUAGGGUGCACAACUGAAGACUGAACUGAUGACUUCAUGUAAACAGGUGAGGAGUGGAUCGGUCUAAGUAAGAUGCUGAGAAUAUUUAAGCCCGCCAUCUUGAUUGAAAAAGAAAUGUACUUGGGUAAUGAGCAUGUUUACUCUCUAAAUACCAAGGAGGUUUUUCUUUGUUGUAUUAUUGUGUACAGUUUCCUUCAUGUGAAGACCUAGCUGGUGGCGUUCCCUUUAGUAAAGAGGCACUCUGCUGUCGUUCUUAUUUCAUUUCAAGUUUAUGAAUGUCUGGGAGAGUUUGAAAUCUCACAUCCUUGUGUGUGGCGUCUUGUCAUUCCUUGAUUAAAGUAUGCUGUCGGCAAAGGAAAGGGCCAUAGCUUUUGGUGAGGGGAGCGUGGAUAUGAACUGGGCAUUUCACAGUGGUAGGAUAUACUAUAUGUAUGUGUAGCAGGAAAAUGUGCACAUUUGAAGAAGUAGCAGGUGGUUGAUGUUGAAAAAAACUUCCCCUGAUGUUUUCAGUUUUACGCACUCCUUAGUUCUGUCGGCGUUCUUUGUGAAGUACAAGGCAAUACGGUUUUAAGAUGUAUUUCUGAUUCUGUGUGUGUACUAUAUGUAACUUAAUUUGAAAGUAUUGUAUAUAUAUAUAAAUGUAUAUUCAGUGUAUCAGGUUGGAGUUAGGUAACUAUUAUUUAAUUUAAUUAUAUGAUAUACCUCUAAUUUAUUUAGCUGUUUGUAUUUUUUUUUGGCCUUUGUGUGAAGGGAAUGGAUAAUUAAGAUUGUGCCCAAAGGGAACCCCUCGUCCAACUGUUUCUGUGUAUUUGUGUUAUGGGACAGAUGCUGGAAAAACCUGGGAAGGUGGCGAAGUGUCAUCUGAGGGCAGAUGUUGGAUGUUACCUUUAGUGAUGGUAACUCCCCGUGCACUUAGUCACCCGAAGCCACUUGGAAAGUGAGCAUACUCUUUAAGCAUGUACAAACUGGCUGUGGUCUGUGGCUUCGUAUUUCUGACAUUUUCCCACCUAAUGGUAAAUUGAAAAUAUUUGUCCAGAUACUAGUGUUCAGUUUAAAUGUGAUGGUUAUUCCAGAUUAGAAGCAAAACUGAGUUGUGCAUAUCAGAAGAACAAAGUUUAAUCACAUUUCCAGUCUUCAUUUUGUAACAAUCUAAAAUAUAUUUAUAUUUUUAAUAGUGUUGGACAGUUCCAUUAAGAGGCUUAAUUAGCCAAUGAGGAAAUGGUAUCAACAAUACAUAAUCUUCCACUAGAGUUCACUUUUUGUACCUUCUUUGUCUGUCAAAGUAAGUUUACACAUUAAGUGCAAAAAAAGCUAAUUAGACUUAAAUUUUGUAUUUAUAAGCAAAAGUAGACAAAUUGCAUUUUCUUACAAGGCUCCCAUAUAGGCUUAGUUUUUAUUUUACGAAUGUUAAUUGUCAUUACAAAUAUUGUACAUUUGCAAUGUAGUAUAAUAAAUAGUAAUCUAAAUGUGUGGUUCGUUGUCCAAGUCAGGACAGUGAGGAGGCAGGAAAAAUACAAAUAUUACACAUGCUCACUUUUUUCUAGUGCCCAAGUUGUUCCACUGCAACUAAGCGAGGUCUUAAACACUGUAGUUAAGGAUGAUGCCUUGCUGUGUGUAUGCCAGACGUUUCUGUACUCGCUGUAGCAGCACGUGAAAUGCUAACGAUGGCUUCAGUCCUGCUUUGUUUAGGCCUGAUGUCCUUUUCAACUAAAGAUUGUCAAAUAGUUUACUGUUAAACAUUGAAUGACCCUCACUGGUUUUUAAUGUAAAUGUGUUCUUAUGUAAAUUUGUAUUCUUAAAUAAAAUAGUUGAUUUAUAUGUGAA
Messenger RNA from Lepisosteus oculatus (spotted gar), 5201 nucleotides. It is a transcript of the gene mdm2, whose product is annotated as MDM2 proto-oncogene. Gene Ontology annotation, biological process: negative regulation of apoptotic process; cell cycle; regulation of gene expression. NCBI's taxonomy places the organism in Eukaryota, Metazoa, Chordata, Actinopteri, Semionotiformes, Lepisosteidae. The record is from RefSeq and is a predicted model, not a curated record. Gene Ontology annotation, molecular function: identical protein binding; ubiquitin protein ligase activity. Gene Ontology annotation, cellular component: nucleus.